GAGAGCUGAUAAACGCAUUGAGUCCGUCUGUUCAGUAGUACCACAGUACAAUGACUCCGUAAACUACCGUUAAACAAACAUAUCUGCCGUGUAUUCACAAGUCCGCGUGCUUAUAUGUGUGUAUGAUGGCGUGGGGAGUGUGCAGCAGGGCUCUGGUGUGGAUUAUAACUGCGAUCAUAUGCUGGAGUCACUGCAGCCUGAUGGGCUUUUGCGGCAGCAGUACGGUGUCUGUACCAGAGAGUCUGCUCUUUGUGUCCACACUCAACGGAAACCUUCACGCGGUCAGCAAGAGAUCCGGAACAAUCCAAUGGACCUUAAAAGAAGAUCCUGUUUUGCAAGUCCCAACGCAUGUGUCCGAGCCUGCAUUUCUCCCAGACCCCAAUGAUGGCAGUUUGUACUCUCUCGGAGGGAAAAAUAAUGAGGGUUUGACGAAACUGCCGUUCACCAUUCCUGAGCUGGUCCAGGCAUCUCCCUGUCGCAGUUCUGAUGGCAUCUUAUACACGGGUAAGAAGCAAGACGUGUGGUAUGUUGUGGAUCUGCUGACUGGUGAGAAGCAGCAGACACUGACCUCAUCCUAUGCUGAGAUGUUAUGUCCAUCUUCAUCUCUGCUCUACCUCGGCCGCACUGAAUACACAAUCACUAUGUAUGACACCAAGAGCAGAGAGCUGCGCUGGAACGCUACUUAUUCUGACUACGCUUUCACCCUUCCAGACGACGACACCAAACACAAUAUGGCCCACUUUGUGUCCAACGGUGACGGCCUAGUGGUGACAGUGAACAGUGAGUCCGGAGACGUGCAGUGGGUUCAGAACUACAACUCCCCUGUGGUGGCGAUCUACAUCUGGCAGCGCGAGGGACUGCGCAAAGUCCCUCACACCAAUGUUGCUGUGGAAACGUUGCGUUAUAUCACUUUCAUGUCAGGAGAGGUGGGCCGCAUUACACAGUGGAAGUAUCCAUUUCCUCGGGAGAAGAAAACCAAAGAUAAACUGAUGUCCACAUUGUAUGUAGGGAAACACUCCUCUGGCCUGUAUGCGUCUUCCUCCCUGGUGCAUGAUGGAGUUACUGUUGUGCCUCGUGGCAGGACGUUUCCCAUGCUGGAGGGCCCCGGUAACCAGGAGUCAAGCAUGGAAGAUGAGCAGGAGUGUGUGAUCACUCCCAGUACCACAGUGAAGUUCAGUGCAGCACUGAAAGAGAGAAACCGCUUCAACUUCAUGAGGAAUUCACUGCUGCUGAUAGGUCACCACGAGACACCGCCUGAUGCUCAUAAUAAAAUUCUGGAGAAAUUUCCAGAGAGCAUCCCUCGCCAGCAUAUCAACGUCAUUCCCCCUGCCACAGAGAAGACUAUUGAAGAGAAAGUAAAUGAGAGUGGAAUGGAAGACAGCAGUCCUCUGCCUCCACCCGUGUCAUCCCUGCAGGAGAAACCCAGCCGCAUCCCACGUGUGGAGACUCCAGUGGACUCCAUGCUGAAGGACAUGGCCACCAUCAUCUUCUGCACUUUCCUUCUGGCCGGCUGGGUGGCCUUCAUCAUCACCUACCCCAAGCAGCUCAUUUUCCAGCCGCCCACUGAUCUGCCUCCUGACACUGACUUCCUAGAGGCAGCCCAUACCCGCUCUGAGAGCUCCACCCACAGCAGUCCCAACAUCACCCCACGAGCAUCCAACCAUUCCAACAUGUCCCAAUCUGAGAUGGGUCAUUCGGCUAAUGAGCACGAGGAUGCUGAGGAUGAAUCCAAUAUUGUCAGAAUUGGAAACAUCACAUUCAACCCUAGAGAUGUACUUGGACAUGGUGCUGAGGGAACUAUUGUGUACAGGGGUCAGUUUGAUAACCGUCCAGUGGCUGUGAAGAGGAUUCUCCCAGAAUGCUUCAGCUUUGCUGACCGUGAGGUUCAGCUGCUGCGUGAGUCAGACGAGCAUCCAAAUGUGAUUCGUUAUUUCUGCACAGAGAGAGACCGUCAGUUUCAGUACAUUGCCAUAGAGUUGUGUAGCUCAACACUACAAGAGUAUGUGGAACGAAAGGAUUUUAACCGCCACGGUUUGGAGCCAGUGACACUGCUAGAGCAAACCAUGUCUGGACUGGCUCAUUUACAUUCUCUUAAUAUAGUCCACAGAGAUCUGAAGCCACACAACAUCCUGGUGUCGAUGCCGAACACACAUGGGCGUGUGAAGGCCAUGAUCUCAGACUUCGGCCUGUGCAAGAAGCUGGCAGUGGGCAGACACAGCUUCAGCAGGAAGUCUGGGGUCCCGGGCACCGAGGGCUGGAUUGCUCCAGAAGUGCUCAGUGAGGAUGCAAAGCAUAACCCUACCUGCAUGGUAGACAUCUUCUCUGCAGGCUGUGUGUUUUACUAUGUGGUAUCUGAAGGCCACCACCCCUUUGGAAAAUCCUUGCAGCGGCAAGCAAACAUUCUGCUGAGUGCCUACUCGCUGGACCACUUAGACCUUAACAGACACGAGGAUAUUGUGGCCCGAAACCUGAUCGAGCAGAUGUUGAGUAUGGAGCCAGAGAAGAGACCCUCAGCAGACAGAGUGCUAAAACAUCCCUUCUUCUGGAGUCUGGAAAAACAACUGCAGUUCUUCCAGGUUAGUCAGGCAUCCUUCAUUUAA
This is a messenger RNA of Sinocyclocheilus rhinocerous, 2600 nucleotides long. RefSeq names its product serine/threonine-protein kinase/endoribonuclease IRE1-like. The transcript has 19 exons. The coding region runs from base 123 to 2600 and encodes 825 amino acids. Gene Ontology annotation, molecular function: protein serine/threonine kinase activity; RNA endonuclease activity; ATP binding. Gene Ontology annotation, biological process: IRE1-mediated unfolded protein response; intrinsic apoptotic signaling pathway in response to endoplasmic reticulum stress; protein phosphorylation. The record is from RefSeq and is a predicted model, not a curated record. Gene Ontology annotation, cellular component: IRE1-TRAF2-ASK1 complex. NCBI's taxonomy places the organism in Eukaryota, Metazoa, Chordata, Actinopteri, Cypriniformes, Cyprinidae.